Sorex fumeus (smoky shrew) is the source of this 726-nucleotide messenger RNA. It is a transcript of the gene CD79B, whose product is annotated as CD79b molecule. Gene Ontology annotation, molecular function: transmembrane signaling receptor activity. Lineage: Eukaryota; Metazoa; Chordata; Mammalia; Eulipotyphla; Soricidae. The record is from RefSeq and is a predicted model, not a curated record. Gene Ontology annotation, biological process: B cell differentiation; B cell receptor signaling pathway. The transcript has 6 exons. Bases 1 to 690 code for a protein of 229 amino acids. Gene Ontology annotation, cellular component: external side of plasma membrane; membrane; B cell receptor complex.
AUGGCCCAGCCGGAUCUGAUGCCUGUGCCCAGCCGCUGGGCACUGCUGCUGCUGCUGCUGCUGUCAGGUGAACUGGUGCCUGCGAACCAAGUACAAGUCUUGAACAACAGCAACCCUACAGGAAAGUCUUGUUCCCUGAUACGGCAGCAGCCACACUUUGUGGCCAGGAAACAUGGCUCCAAUGUGAACAUCACUUGCUAUACUGAUAACUUGGAAGAUGUGACAUGGCUCUGGAAGCCUGAGGGGGACCAGGAGCUCAAGCAGGUGCCCCGGGAGGACCGCUUCCAGCAGGCCAAGGAUGGGUUCAUGUCCAUCCUCAUCAUCAAGAGCAUCCGCUCCCAGGACAACGGUGUCUACUACUGCCGCCAGAAGUGCAAGGCCCAGACCAUGGAGACACACACGGGCUGUGGCACGGAGCUGCGCGUCAUGGGGUUCAGCACCGUGGCCCAGGUGAGGCGGAGGAACAUGCUGAAAGACGGGAUCAUCAUGAUCCAGACGCUGCUCAUCAUCGUCCUGAUCGUCGUGCCCAUCUUCCUGCUGCUGGACAAGGAUGACGGCAAGUCUGGCAUGGAAGAAGACCACACCUAUGAGGGCCUGAAUAUUGACCAGGCGACUACCUACGAGGACAUCGUGACCCUGCGGACAGGAGAGGUGAAGUGGUCGGUGGGUGAGCACCCCGGCCAGGAGUGAGGCGCAGCCCCCCGAGCCGGGCCCCCAUUGGGCCCC